AUGAACCAAGAACUGAUUGACCAAAUUCGGAAAAUCGUAGAGAGGGUACUCGAGGAGCAAGCAUCUACCAUUACGCAAAUUGCAAACGAGAAACGACUACUCGCUAUCUUCGGUGCGACACAACUCGAAUUGGAUAAACCACUCCAGCAGCUCCAUACCUGCAUGCAAGACGGAUGGAAAAUUACAAUAAUUCUAUCUGAUCUCGCAACUAAAGUUGUAAAUCUGGAACCGAUUCAUGCGAUAUUUGGCGAAGAGAAUAUUCUGCAGGAAAAUGACCUAACUGAUAUAUCCGCUUUCGUGGACAGCUACCAGCAGAUCGUACUCCCUGUUUUCUCGCAUCCGAUGGCUGCAAAACUCGCGUUAAGGUUAGUGGACACACCGUGUACCUAUCUUGUGUUUGAAGCACUCUCUAAAGGAAAAACAGUCAUAGCGGUUACCGAUGCCCUUAAUCAAGAUAAGACAUCCGCAAAAAUUAAUGCUAUUGAGGUUGAAUAUGUAAACGUUUUAUCCGAACUUGGCGUUCAAUGGGUACCUAUGAUGCAGAUUGCCGAGUCGAUUAAGAACAGAACAAACGACUCAUCCACCAGUUUGGACAAACCUCUAAUUAGCGCAACGACUAUUUCAAAUCUGGACGCGAAUGUGCAAGAGUUGGUUUAUGCAAAACAAGCGAUUAUUACACCACUUGCCCAUUACGAUUAUUACGCAGACCGACUGAGUCGCGAGCAUCGCAUUGCAAGCGAUGUUGACGAAUGGAUAGAGCGCGGGAAUGCUACGAUCACUGCUAGUCCACGCUUUGAAGACGGUGUUCGACUCACUGCUUGGGCAAAUGACACUCAGAACACGGAGAACACAGACGACUACGAAUUCGCAAUUGCCAGCGCGGUAUAUCUCUUUGAAAUUCCAGCAGGGACACAGUAUAUUGAAGUUUUGGUGCGAUACCGAGGGGAACCGCAUCACUUAGAAAUUGAAGACUACGACGAACCUAUCGCAGGUCGCGCAUGGAUCCGUAAUACCAAGCGCGAGACAACACGCAGCGGUUACUACGACGAAAACGCUAAAGAGACACGAUACGGCGACACUUUUGUCCUUCGAGCGAAAAACCGCUCCGAACACAUUAAAAUUCCUGCAGUCGGUCAUGUCAAAGAUGGAUGGAUGGAACUUCAUAUUGUUGCCGAAGGCGGCGAGCAGAUUGAUGUAGAAUACCUUGAGGUCUCCACGUAUCACAGACAGCCGAAAGUUAGGGUAAUUCAACGCUACACACCGACCUACCGUUGGCGUCCGUGGCAUCGUUACACUUACCUCUACUUUUAUGAUGGUCCCGUCUAUUACGCGACGGACUCCGACCACUAUCUCCGAUGGAGCUAUCCGGUUUACGACCACCACUAUCUCUCAAUCCGUUCGUAUUAUGGAGGGUAUCUCGGACGCUACCGCGGCUACUAUCCAAGUGCUUACUACCGCUACUAUUCACCGUAUUACGGUUCCUACCACAGUUACUACCGUGGACGUGAAUCGCUACAGAAGGCCUACACAGCCGACUACGCCGCUCUACAGACGUUCUUCUUCUUCGUCGAACCGGUCGUUCUCGUCGAGCACAAGCAGCAGCUCGCGCCCGAAGUAUAG
This is a messenger RNA of Geodia barretti, 1620 nucleotides long. The record is from the annotation of a GenBank genome assembly. Lineage: Eukaryota; Metazoa; Porifera; Demospongiae; Tetractinellida; Geodiidae.